AUGUCCACUAAACAAGCAACAUCGGAGGAGUUUGUUACUCUAGCUUCCAACGAUGGGUUCGAGUUCGUGAUCCCCAGGAGUGCUGCCUGUGUAUCAGGCACUAUACGAAGGAUGCUGGAUCCUACAAGUAACUUCUCAGAGGCAGUAACGGGGCGUUGUGUGCUGGAGACAAUGAAUGGAGUUGUGUUGGAAAAGGUUUGCGAGUACCUGCUCUACAAUGAACGGAAUAAAGGACAGACCAAUGUUCCUGACAUGGAUAUUCCUCCCGAGCUGUGUCUAGAACUGUUAAUGGCUGCGGAUUACUUGGAUAGUUAG
Messenger RNA from Microsporum canis CBS 113480, 315 nucleotides. RefSeq lists its product as hypothetical. Gene Ontology annotation, cellular component: elongin complex. Gene Ontology annotation, molecular function: protein-macromolecule adaptor activity. NCBI's taxonomy places the organism in Eukaryota, Fungi, Ascomycota, Eurotiomycetes, Onygenales, Arthrodermataceae. The coding region runs from base 1 to 315 and encodes 104 amino acids. The transcript is spliced from 3 exons. The record is from RefSeq and is a predicted model, not a curated record. Gene Ontology annotation, biological process: ubiquitin-dependent protein catabolic process.